AUGGGUCUUGUAACGCGUCCCUUUCUCUCUUUUUAUUUUCUGAAAGGCGGUGCAAUAGUGGAAUUUUUUUCAUGUAAUUUUUGCAUUUUCUAGGUUAAUUUUUGAAAUUAAAAAUUCAAAUUUGAUUUCAGGUAAUAUGGCGGCUCCAAAGUUGAGUUUCUUCGAAAAAAUCGCCAACACCUUGGGUGUAUUGUACCGCCAUCAAGCUGCUCAAUUCCCACGUCGUUUGACUGUUUUGAAGGUUGGUGAUUUUUUUUUUGGUUUGGGUGCAGGGUGGGUUUGAAAAAAAGGAAUAACGUGAAAGAAUUUCAGUUUUAACUGGAAUUCCAGUUAGAAUAUUGUUUAAAAUUUCGUUUAAAAAUAUGUUAAUCUGAAUGAAAACACUUGAACUUUCAAUGAGAAAAAUAUUUAUGAAGUAACAUUUCGACAUAUUUGGCUCUGAUGAAGAUGGCUUAGGAGAUUUAAAAAAAAGUUUUAUUUUUCCAGAAAUAGUAAUAGUUUAGAUUUUUGAGCCUAGUGUUAAUUAGAUUUCAUAAAACUUUCAAGAUUUGCUGGCAUAAAGUUUUCUGAAAUUCUUCUUUAAAAUCCUCUUUCCUUGCUCAAAGCCAAAUAUUUUAUUUAGAAAUUCGCUUAUCUUAAAUCCUGUGUUAAAAAUUAUACAAAUUUCUGUUUUUCUUAUGCCAAUGUGGUUGUUCAAAAUAAUUUUUGAAAGUUGGUUUUUUUUUCAUUUUCAUCAAAACCAACUUUCAACUUUGAAUUUGAAUUUAAAAAUCUAAUCACAAUGUUUUUUUUAAAUUAAAAUCCAACUAAUCACCAGUUUUCAGGCCGUCGGAAGACACGAGCUUGCUCCACCACGUCAAGCUGAUUGGCCAGCAAUCAAGGCCGAAUGGGGAAAAGUUCAAAGCUUCAUCCAAACUGGAGGAUACAAGAACUUGACUGUUAAGGUAACUUUGUUUUCACUCGCUCAGCUUAAAAUAAAUGGAGCAUAUUUUUUCAGGAAGGAUUAGUUUACACCGCCGUUACCCUCGAAAUCAUCUUCUGGUUCUUUGUUGGAGAAAUGAUCGGUCGUCGUUACAUCUUCGGAUACCUCGUAUGUUUUUUGUUUUUUUUUGUCGAUUUUUCUUCAUACCAUGAUUUUUUCUUCACAGGUCCCAGCUGAUUAUGUGUCACAAGAAACCAGAAGACAGGUUAAAGAAGAAGCCAGAUUGGCCGCCCUCGAAAAUUAA
Molecule: messenger RNA, 1226 nt
Organism: Caenorhabditis angaria
Lineage: Eukaryota; Metazoa; Nematoda; Chromadorea; Rhabditida; Rhabditidae
Source: the annotation of a GenBank genome assembly